AUGGCUGGGCCGUGGCUGCUGCUUCUCCUGGCCCUGGGGUGUCCAGCUCUGCCCACAGGUGUGGGCCGCACGCCCUUCCCCUCUCUGGCCCCACCAAUCACGCUGAUGGUGGACGGAAGGCGGCAGACACUGGUGGUCUGCGUGGUCCUCGAUGUCACACCCCCUGACCCCGCCAGCCCCAUCUGGUUCUCAGCUGGCAACGGCAGCGCAGUGGACGCCUUCACCUACGGCCCAUCCCUUGCGAUGGACGGCACCUGGACUAGUGUGGCCCAGCUUUCCCUGCCCUCGGAGGAGCUGGCAUCCUGGGAGCCCUUGGUCUGCCACGCGGGGCCCAGGGCUGGGGGCCGCAGCCGGAGCACACAGCCCCUCCAGCUGUCAGGUGAGGCCUCCCCAGCCAGGCGCUGCCCCCAGGAGCCUCCUAGGGGGAUGGCGGCCCAGGCCCUGUGGCUGGGGGCGCUGCGCCUGCUGCUCUUCAAGCUGCUGCUGUUGGACGUGCUCCUGACCUGCCACCGCCUCGCGCCCCUGGGGCCCACCUAG
Messenger RNA from Lepus europaeus (European hare), 537 nucleotides. It is a transcript of the gene PTCRA, whose product is annotated as pre T cell antigen receptor alpha. Gene Ontology annotation, biological process: negative regulation of thymocyte apoptotic process. Lineage: Eukaryota; Metazoa; Chordata; Mammalia; Lagomorpha; Leporidae. The transcript is spliced from 4 exons. The record is from RefSeq and is a predicted model, not a curated record. Bases 1 to 537 code for a protein of 178 amino acids.